AUGUCUCACUUUACAAGUGAAGAUGAAGCUCUGUUACAGUCUAUGCUUAGACAGUUGCUGCAGAGUGUGAAGGAAAAAAUCACUGGAGCCCCAUCAGUAGAAUGUGCAGAAGAGAUUCUCUUGCAUUUGGAGGAAACAGAUGAGAAUUUUCACAACUAUGAGUUUGUGAAAUACCUUAGACAAUAUAUAAAUAAUACUGUGGGAUCUGUGAUUGAAGAAGAAACAGAAAAAUGUACUUCUGCUCAAAAUCAGGGUGAAGUAUCUGGCUAUGAUACACUGGUCCAACAUGUUACGAAGAAGACUCAUGAAUCAAAAGAAUACAGGGAAAUGAUGCAUGCCUUGAAGAACGUCAUGAUGGUUGUGGUAGAAUCUUUGAUUAACAAGUUUGAAGAAGACCGGAUGCGUAAUAAGGAGCUGGAUAGUAAAACAAAGAAAGAACGUCAGAGUGGCUAUUUUACAGACAACUGUUCUGACAGCGACUCCUCAUUCAACCAAAGUUUUACAUUCAUGAGUCAAGAACAGUUACAGCUGCUUGUAGAAAGGCUUGACCCUAUUCAGCCUAAGGAG
Pterocles gutturalis (yellow-throated sandgrouse) is the source of this 567-nucleotide messenger RNA. Its product is annotated as protein broad-minded-like. NCBI's taxonomy places the organism in Eukaryota, Metazoa, Chordata, Aves, Pterocliformes, Pteroclidae. The transcript has 4 exons. The annotation marks the transcript as partial. The record is from RefSeq and is a predicted model, not a curated record.